UCGUGAACGCAUCAACGAGAGGAUUGCCGAAAUGAAAGCUAUGCUGCCAUCGUGUGCUGACAAGGUUGGGCUUCAUAAAUUAACCAUUCUUGAAGAAAGCGCCGAGUAUAUCAUGCAUUUGAAAGAGCAAAUCCGGAUUUUGAAAAUGGGACUGAAUCAAUCGGCUGCAGGAAAAGUGCCCGUUUUUACCACCGAUUCAGAGCCAUUCAGCAUAAAUCGACAGGUCGAGUGUUCUUGUAAUUCCACAGGCUUUGAGCCUUAUAUGAACACUCGUAUUAAGCUCGAGGAUGGCAAUACAGUUGCUCAUGAUCAGCGCUUGAAAGAGUUUUCUGAUCAGUCACAUCUGAUCAGUCCAUCCUUCACAUCAAACAAUCCUCAGCAUUCCUAUACGACACGUAGACACACUCCGCCAGUAGAUGCUGCUGUGACGGUUAGUGUGCAAUCCCCUUCUACCGAUCAUCAAGUAUUUUCUUUGCCUCCACCACCCACGUUUGGCGACUAUCUUGCUGUGUCAAAUCCAAUGAUGGGCAGUACCAGUACUACAAAAGUAUACAGCACGAAUCAAUAUGCGUCAGCUUACAGCCCCACAGAAGAAAUCAUGUCUCUCGACACCAUACUGUCAUAAAUCCAUUUGUACCAAUGUAAUCUUCUACUAUGUGCACCACUAAAUACUGUUCUUUUCUAUUCUC
Molecule: messenger RNA, 689 nt
Organism: Batrachochytrium dendrobatidis JAM81
Lineage: Eukaryota; Fungi; Chytridiomycota; Chytridiomycetes; Rhizophydiales
Exons: 1
Coding region: 32-625 (197 amino acids)
Molecular function (GO): protein dimerization activity
Source: RefSeq, a predicted model, not a curated record